Molecule: messenger RNA, 1350 nt
Organism: Anopheles cruzii
Lineage: Eukaryota; Metazoa; Arthropoda; Insecta; Diptera; Culicidae
Exons: 2
Cellular component (GO): extracellular region
Molecular function (GO): chitin binding
Source: RefSeq, a predicted model, not a curated record
UAUACCUGUCAUAAAGUGACAACUGAUUUGCCGGAGACUAGCACUGCCACGUCUACCGAAGAGACAACGACUACUUCGGAAGCACCAGAAACGACAUCCGAGCCAACUACUACUGCAGAAGAAGUUACAAGCGAAACGACACUGGACAGUUCGUCUACAGCCGAAUCCACCACAGAGGAUGCUACCACGGUGGAAGCAACAACUACCGAGAAUCUUACCACUUCCGCACCAGAAACUACGGUGGGGUCGACGCAGGAAGCUACGACCGAAACAGUGUCCCCAACAACCGCCGAAACUACAUCCGUUCAGACGACGACGGAAAUCCCGGAAUCAUCGACAGUGACGCAAGAUUUCACAACCGAGCAAACCACAACUACCGAGAGUAGCACGACCACUUCUUCAACGACAACUGUCGAGAGUACCAGCGCUUCCUCGACUGCUGAAGUUACAACCAGCACUGAACCUAGUACGACCACUGGUGUUCCCUCUACGACCCCCGGCGGGGUAUUCGUUUGUCCGGCCGAGGGAAGAUAUCCCGAUCCGAAGGCUGUUUCGUGUGAGUCGUACAUCCUGUGCAUAAGUAACGCCUUGGGCACGCUCACCGCGUUACAAUUCCUCUGUCCACCGACCACAAUUUUCUCGGUAAGCAUUGGCAUGUGUGUGCCGGCUCUGUCUUAUCCCUGCUCCAUCGGGACAACGACGACACCUUCCGCUACGGGAGCACCUCCGACGACGUCCGAAGGGGCCCCCACUACUCCGCCAGCCCCAUUCGUGUGUCCCGCCAGCGGACGGUAUGCCAACCCGGGCUCGAUAUACUGCAAAUCAUACUAUCUGUGUCUGCUGGACGCCUACGACAACCUGGUCCCGGUCGAGCUGAGCUGUCCGGCUGGGUCGAUUUUUGCGUACGAAGUAUCGCGGUGCGAACCGGACACCGAGUACGAGUGUUGGGUCAGCAAUGGCAGCAGCACUACGCGCGCCCCGGAGACGACCACCAACCCGGAUGCGCCCUUCGUGUGUACCAAACCGGGAAAGUACCCCAACAAGGACCGAACCGACUGCAAAACGUACAAGUACUGUGUCAACGCACCGGUUGGAUACACCGAGUACACGUUCAGCUGCCCGGGCACCACGCUGUUCGAUGAGGUCUCACUCAUCUGCUCGGCAAUCUACCAGUGUACCCGGGGCGGAUAGCGCUUCGCCAGCGGUGCCUACGAACCACGUUGGUUGUUGGGCUACCAAUCCACGCUGUAUCUCGUUUUGCUCUUUAUCCUCCUGGAGAUGACGUGUGGCUCCAGGGCUACGUGUACAAAACAUACUACCUUUACUCUAAUAAAUCGCAAUCCAUGAAGA